Molecule: messenger RNA, 3938 nt
Organism: Sycon ciliatum
Lineage: Eukaryota; Metazoa; Porifera; Calcarea; Leucosolenida; Sycettidae
Exons: 2
Coding region: 1179-3554 (791 amino acids)
Molecular function (GO): protein binding
Source: RefSeq, a predicted model, not a curated record
GGAUCGCAGGAAGUCGUCUGCAGCAGCAGCAGCAUUGGCUACACUAAACAAUACCAACAAGGUUAGGUAUACAAAAGAGCCAACAUCUGCAGGAGUUCUGCGCAGAUAUGCAGCCUUUAGAAGCGGUGGCAAGUGAAGUGAAGAUCGAGAUCAUAAAACGACCUGAUCACCUGCACCAGUCUAGCACUUCGCAGAGUGCCUUCUCCACCGUUGGGAGAAGAACUGUUCUAUGAUAUCUUUCACCGUUCAUGUCGCAGUUCACCUGCUUUCAAUAGUGUUACAUGUGCUCUGAUCGCACCCGGGCCGUAUUUACACUGACAUCGAGCACGAGAUAAUCGUGUGAUCCCGAGAGGCAAUGUUGAGCAUCGUAGCCUAAAAGUAGCUCUCUCAUCGUCUCAAUAACACAAGAGGUCGGCCCAACCGACCAGCACAAGUGGCCUAGGCUUGCCUUCUCAAGUGGUACGUCAAACGAUCAGAGUGCCACUAGCACUGCAUCCUGGCGCAGCUGCCUGCAUGUGUGCGCGCCCAUGUUCACCGAUGCCAAUUGCAACCAUCUCAGUGUUUCAGACAAUGUACCGAUAGUGACCCUGUCCAUGUAAGAGAUACUGCUUGCUGUAUGCUGGAUGCUGUGACCUCGUACUGGCAGAACCGUCGUCAUCCACAGCAGAUCGUAACCUCGUCCUGUUGAAAGGAGGCAGUCAUUAUUCUCGGAUACAGAGGCUCGUGCUGUGCCUGCCUGGCCGUUCCGUACAAGCUCUGCGGCCAAGAUUCUUUUUAUAUAGACGUGCUGUGAACCAAGCCGUGCCAUAAGCAGUCCAAGACCUCUGUGCGAAGUGUGACGUUCGCAAAGAGCGUUCAGGUCCCUAACUGAGCCCAUCCAAUUCGUACACCUUGUCGAUCUCUCUUGAGAGUGGCGGCGGUAUUCGAGUGCAAGUGCCGUAUCCCAACCGUUCUGUGCAAGAUUGAGUCCGCAUCGUUCGCUUGACAGGAAGGUUCAUGACCACUAGUUUGGGCUUGCCAUCUCCCCCCUUAGCUCACGUCUACUGCACACAGGGCAACCGUCCAUCAAGCCUCUGACGAAGGAAACUCCGGGCUGAGACUGGGAAACUGACAAAGCGUAGUUUGUGUCUAAAACGCGUGCGUGGAUAUUGAGUGCUUCGUGUAGUUCGCCAGCAAUAAUGUCAUUGACCGCUUCAGCGCCCCGAUCCGGCAAGGGCUUCACUUCGGCAACGGGUGCUGGCUGCUACAUUGGCUCUGGAAGUGUGUCACCAACGUGCAUAUCAACAGCCCCAGCUGUACCAGCGCUGUUACAGCUCGACCAGACCCUGCUGGCGCAGCGGGACGCGGCCGCUAAUAAAGAGUGUGCACUCCACAGGCCGACCCAUCUCAGUCUGAGGAGGCUCACGGUGGAGAAAAACCUCGCCGUUCCAGUGAAAGCGAUAGAAAGGAAGAAGAAGUUUAGGGCCACAGGGAGAAUGGCUGGUGAUCCGGAUCAUCUUGCCUCGGACGGCCAGCAGCAGCAACAGCAGCAUCAAAUACAGACGAGAUCAGGAUGUACCAUGGCAAGAGACACAGACUGCAAUAGCACAAGUGCCUAUAGGUCUGUGAAUAGUCCGACAACGGCUAACAGUGGAGUGCUGACGGGAAAACGGCGUGUGGUAACUGCUGCUGUAGCCUGCAGCAGCGCCAGUAGCAGCGCCAGCAGCAGCAGCAGUUCAUCUAGUGACGACACCAGCAUCGAGGAUCACAGCCAUCACGAGGAGAGCGGAUUCGUCUCGGCAGCGUCUAGCGUGUGUUUGGAUGAAGACACUCCCCUCAGUGCAACCACGCGCCACCCCCCGCCCCAUCAUCGUCCCAAGCCCUCUGCCCUCAAUCUACCUGGCUGCGAAGAGCUACCAAUUCAUCAAGACCUCGUGAACGCGUCGCAUUCCGAGCCUGGAGAUAUUGAGGUGGUCGUGCUGGCGAACUAUGAACCCUGCUGCGAAGUAGAAAUCCGGGUGCAGCAGGGGCAAUACGCCACUGCUUUGUAUCAGAACGGAGCAUGGCUUUAUGUGCGCCUACCGUCGCGUAACCCCAGUGGCAAGCAGGAAGGGUAUGUCCCCAGUGAGUUCUGUAACCUAGCUCUGCUCAGUCCGGGCACGUUGGACGAGCUCAGUAACGAUUUCGACACCAUGGCAUGUGGUGAUCCGUUCUCUCCUCCUAAGCAGCUAACAGUCUUCAACAGUUUGGCCAACCAGAGCCAGCAUUUGUCCAGCACCACUGAUUCUACGCAUCCUGUAAGAUAUGACGUCGCGCAAGUUCAGCAAAAGUCCGGUCGUGUAGGUACCACUGCAACCGAAGACCUGCGGCGGCCCAAGUCGCAGAACUCCACUCUGGCAACCAGACGGGCGGUCAACAGUAGCCCGACGCACAGUCACCAUCAGUCAUCCGCGUCUUCGCGAAGGCACAGCUACACAGUGCAGUCGGACACUGAGGGCUACACCAGUCGAUCGAAAAACAUUGUGGCGGAGUUGAACGUUCGCACGCGAAAAGCUCCCGGAAGGUCAAGAGUGACGGCCGACAGUCGACCACAGUCCUCGUAUCAGAGCAGCAAGGUGGUGCAGUCGGACUACGAAACGUGGACUCGCGUGCCGUCGUCAGCAACAAAAGGCCGGACCUCCGCCGACGGAAGCCCGCGAGCCCAGAGGGCGAAGUACGAGUCGGAUGCCGAAUUCGCACCAUCAGAAAGAAAAAGGUCGAACACAAUUUCCGACAUGACGGGCCAACAACGUCCGAGCAAGCAGUCCAAGUUGGUGCAGAGGCUGCGCAACUUCCGCAGCAAGGGCAGCACACUGAAGCACUCGAGCUUGGAUGGCUUUGCCACGACAACAGGGACAGCACGAGGAGCGACAGCUGACCCUGAGUCCCCGGAGCACAACGGUUUCGAGGGACGACGUGCUCAUGCCGUACAAAAGAGAUCACCUGCGCCGAUGCUGGGUAGCCCGAAGCCGAACAAUGGCUACACAAGCGACACAGAAAUCCUGAACAGCAACUCAAAGCUGAGGAAGAGCUCCAAGCGCCGCUCGAUUUUCAGCUCCCUGCGUCGCCUGAACGGAGGUGGAAGCCAGACGGACACCGAGGAGGCCGGUGGCUCAAAACGUCGCUGGACCAGUCUGCACCGCAUGAAGAAGGAGAAGUCGAAGCAAGACGGCGAGCAUCGCAUGAUCUAUGAUGAGCCACCGAUGCGCCGACCUGCCUCCCUUCCACGCCUGUCUCAGCAGGACAACCAAUCAAACGAACACAGCAGCAACAUGAACAGUCUGCAGCGAAUGACGACCGUGUAUGUUCCCAGUGUUGCCGCGUGCAACUUCAUCGGAAAGAACCAGCUCGGGCAGGUCAGCCUCAAGGAGGGCCAGAGAGUCUUCAAAAUCGUCCCGGCCAACGACAGCAAGCCGAAGAAGUCGACAAGCAGCGGCUGGGUGCUGGUUAUGGAUCCGUGGACAAAGCGCGAAGGAAUGGUGCCGCAGUCCUGUAUCUCCAGUCUUCCCACUGCAGCACAAUCCACUGUGCUAUAAAUCAGAUGUAGCGAAUCCUUGAGAAUCCUGGGCUAUUCAUCUGUAUUCCCGAACACAGAACACUAACACAUUGACUCCAGUUCAUCAAAAUAAUAUUAUCUUGACCUAUUUCACAAUAUUUUAGGCUUUGGCCUGAGUAGAUGUUUUCACAUUCCGUAUUUCGCAGACUGACAGAUUGAUGCCUUGAAGCCUGUUGCACAGCGUGAAGCCAUGGAUUCCCACCUUACCCAUUCAUUUCGAUCACUUGAUGAUAACCGAUAUUGGAUAUCUGCCGCACCGCGUACCAUGUACGACUCUAUGCAUCAUGACUGAUUGAGACACAUUAUUCACACUGAGAUCCUGCCAACAGCUACAAUGUGACUGCCAUUUUGACAUGGCAACUUA